UCCGCCCCUGGGCCGAAGGAAAACAAAAAUGGCGACGCUGAGCUCCCUCCAGGACCGCAUCCAGGGCAUCGGGACGCGACUGCAGGCCGAGAAUGAGUCCAAUUCGCGCGACAGGAUCAGCACCGCCUUAAACCUGGACUUCACGCGGAGCAGGCCGGGGUCGGAGAGGAAGCCCAAGACGCUUCCCAUAAUGGACGGGAGACUGCCAGGGCGCCCCAGCACAAUCUCAGGACGCCAGAGAGACCGGCCCAGAAUCGAACUGCCUUUGGUAUUCGAACCCAGACAACAGCAGUCAGACCCCUCAGAAUUAGAUGCACAUGUCAAAGAAAUCACGAGAAAAAAUGGGAAUUUAAUAAUAGAAAGCAAGAGUUAUAAUAGUACCAUAGAAGAUAUGGAGUACAUAUCAGAAUUAGGUAAUGGCACAUCAGGCAACGUUGUCAAAAUGCUACACAAAUCUUCAAAGAAAGUUAUCGCCGUUAAGCAAAUGCGACGGUCGGGUAACCUAGAAGAGACCAAGCGAGUCUUCUUUGACUUGGAGGUUGUAUUAAAAUCCCAUGACUGCCCCUACAUAGUACAGUGUCUAGGAUGCUUCGUCACAGAUUCAGACGUCUGGAUCUGUAUGGAGCUCAUGGCCACCUGUCUGGACAAGCUCACCAAGCGUUACAAGCGGCCGAUACCUGAGGCUAUCCUCGGCAAAAUUUCUGUUGCUACCCUAAAGGCUCUCCACUACCUUAAGGAAUCCCACGGUGUCAUCCAUCGUGACGUCAAGCCUUCGAACAUCCUUCUAGAUGAACGUGGUAACAUUAAACUUUGUGACUUCGGGAUCUCAGGGAGACUAGUCGAUUCUAAGGCUAAGACUCGUAGUGCUGGUUGCGCGGCAUACAUGGCGCCAGAACGGAUAGACCCGCCAGACCCCGCAAGGCCGGAUUAUGAUAUUCGUGCUGAUGUUUGGAGUUUGGGCAUCACUCUAGUAGAGCUUGCUACAGGGCAGUUUCCAUAUAGAGAUUGUCGCAAUGACUUUGAGGUGCUGACCAAGGUUCUACAAGACGAUCCACCAUCUCUUCCCCAAGAUGGAAACUUUAGUCCUGAAUUCUGUGAAUUUGUUAAAGAUUGCCUUAUUAAGGAAUACCGCCAACGCCCAAAGUACAAGAAACUACUUGACUAUCCAUUUAUCAAGAAAUAUGAAAGUAUGAAAGUGGAUGUCUCAGCUUGGUUUAAAGAAGUGUGCCGCCAGACGGAAGACAAGGUUCGGAGCUCCCCUCAGAGAGUAAGUAUAUUUUCCUCUCCUUUACUCCCCCGAGCCUCGCGCUCCAGCAGUCGACCCCCAAGUGCCCCCAGUAGUAGUGGGGGCGGGGGUGGGGGUGGAGGGGGUGGUGGGGGAACUGACUCCGCACCCCCACCACCACCACCUGUUGCGCCCAGAAGACGGAGUCGCACUCCAGAGGCGCACAGCCACGACCGCGUUAACCAUAUCCCUCUGCAACCUCAGUUACAACAAUUGCAACAUGAUCAGCAACAACAACAGCUACAGCAUCAACAACAGCAACAGGAGCAACAUCAAAAGCACGAGCAGCCUGCUGUGCAGCAGCUCCACUCGCCCCAAAAACAGCAGUCACCAAAGCAGAAACAGCCGUCGCCACACAAACACCACCGGGAGCAGAAUGGUGACAGCAUCAACAGCCCCAGGAGAAGUGGAGGCAGCAGCAGCAGCAGCAGCAGCAACAGCAGCAGUAGAAGCAGCAGCAGCAGCAAUGGCAGCAGCAGUAGCAACUGCAGUAGCAUCAGCAGCAGCAGCAAUGGUGGCAACGGUGUGGUUAGUCGGUCACCGCUUCCAGCCUCUCCCAAUCUGACCCGCGCCGUAUCUGCUUCGCCAUCUCGUUCUGGGCCCCCCCUGUCACCUGCCCCCUCUAGGGCGUACUCAGCCUCCCCCCUCCAGAGAUCUGUUCCCCCUUCUGCUGUCCCCCCCCACUCAUACCCAGGAGUGAAUCACAUGGGUCCUUUCUCCCAUCCUGCAUCAUCAGCUCAUCAUCAUUAUCAUCAGUAUGCUGUCCCAUUGCCCACACAAACAUUUUCUCCAUUAAAUAAGUCCCCAAAGCCUUACUCACAGGCUUAUAGCCAGUAUUCAAAUCCAUACACCCAAGUGUUACCUCCUCGUUCAAGUCAUAGUAGUUUUUAUAAUAACGUGUCCAGUAGUGGUCGGGACAUCCACAGUAGUAGUAGCAGUAGUGAUCAUUCAUCAAGCUCAGGAAGCAGCAGUACAACUACCACGUCUGGUGGCGUGAUGGGAACGAGCGGGUCUGUGCGGGAGAUGGCCAGCAGCUGGCCCACACCCAGUCACAUGCCCAAUCUUAGUACAGGCCAACGGGAGGCCUGGGGAGGCACUGGCAGUAGUCAAGGGGUGCCUGCCACCACCACCUCGGUCACUCACACUCCCCCCAUGCACAGGAAAACUCCUGAGCCAGUAAGCAGCCGCUACCCUCCAACCUACCUGCCCCCCCAUGUGUCCCCCCUCGUCUCUCGAAGGAUCGUGGAGAACAGAGUAGCGGCGGCGGCGGCGGCGGCGCAGGCGGCAGCAACGGCCAGCAGCAGCCACCAGAUCCACCCUCCAGGAGCUCUACCCACCUCUAGUAGCAGUCUGCCCCCUCCUUCCGUCACUCUCACCACCCCACACUACAGGUACACUCAGGAAGCCUUCUACAACAGCCGACCUUACUACACCCCAGAGCCCCAGCGUAGAAUACUUCCCCGCCUGAAGAACCCCUGACCCCCAAGAAUCCACCCCCUUGAAGCCCACAAAGUCUUCGAUCCUCAACCUUUCAGCAGCAGCAGCAGCGGCAGUAGCGGCAGCCAUGAGCACACAGGAUAGGAAGCCUCUGGACAGGGUUUCCCAAUGCGGGCGACACCACGACGGCGGCGGCGGUGGCGGGGAAAUACAAACAGCUAGUCAUGGAAGACGCGUCGGUCUUUGGUGCGAAACGACUGACCCAAUAUCCGACCUCCCCCUCCCCCCCUUCUCCCCCCUCCGUCAAAAUGAGUCAUGCCUUUUGGGUUUGUUUAUAUUUUAUUGAUUAUGAUUGAUGUUAUUCUUAUUUUUAUUUGUUUUGGUGGAAAUUUUCUUAUCUGUUAUUUUUUUCACUUUCAUAUUGGAAGAUGUCGUCAGCUAGUAACAAAAGUGUCAGUUCUUCCUCCCCUUCUUAUCUCCAUCUCUUUCUUCCUUUUUUUUCUUCUUUUUUUUCUUUUUUUCUUUUCUUUUCUUUUUCUUUCUUUGUUUCAUUCUUUAUUUUCCCUCCCAUUAACUUAGAUCCAUGGUGGCCUCCCAACAGUUUUUGUGAUCAGUUGUUUUAAUAAUAUCAUUAUUAUUAUUAAUUUGGCUGGAAAUUGUUAUUGUGAUAAUCCCCUGCUACUCCUCCUCCUCCUCCCCCUUUUUUUUUUCUUCUGCUUUUUUUUUAUGUACAUUUUUCCUCUCUCUGCUACUUCUGACCCUACCUGUUUUAUUCCAAAGUUAUCCCUCAAGCAGAAGGAUUGAAGAAAACGGGAGUGAAGCGUUUUGGACCGAGUGUUUGAAGCAGUUAAUGAAUAUGGAGUAUGAUUGUUUACUGAUUUUCUCUCAUUCUUUCUCUAAUGGAUUGCCUCCUCGUCUCCACCUCCCCUCUUGUCUAUAACUCGUUUGCUUUCAUGUUGCACUAAAACAAAGGAGUGAUACAUCAGAACAAAAAUAGGAAGAAGAGAAAAUGCGGAAAAAGAAGCCUGUUUACCCGUGCAUAGACUUUUUUGAAACGAAGUUGACCGAUGCAAGUCAGUGUUGAGUUGACGGUGACUGAAGCGGAGUUGAAUUGGCCGACGUUCAAUCGGUGUUGAAUCGACAUUGAGUAAGCAUCACUUUCUUUGGCCACUUAUCAGUGUUGCAGUUGCCGAAUAUGUCUGUCAAUUGACCUCAGUGUGAACUGAGACCCUAACUCAUGGAAAAUCAUCUGUGAUUUAUUAAGGAGAUAAAAAAAGAAGCAAAAAAUAUAUGAAUAUGUAGUAGUUCAGUGAUUGUUAAUGUCUUUAUGAAGAAUUUUUUUUGUAUGAAGACCAGAAAGGUAAUCAGAGAAUGAUUGAUUUGUAAUUUUUAUUCUUAUUAUUUUCCUUUGUUUUUUUUUUUUUUUUAUUAUUAUUAUUAUUAUUAUUUAAAGCUUGUUGGCAUUCGCAGUGAAUAGAAUAUAUGAGAAAGAACAGGGAAAAUUUUUCUUUUUCUCUCUCUCGGUCUGUCUUACGGAAGAAUUGAUGAUUGUGCUGUGGUAAUUUUUUUUUUUUUUUUUUGUUAAAUCAGUUUGUAGUACAUUUGAGCAGUUACUUGAUGUUGACUAUAUAUUUUGAGCGUAUCUUAUUUUCUUGUUGCAGAAGAGAAGAAAAGAGUAUUUUAGGGACUAAAUUUUGCAUAAAUGAUUUUAUCUGUGAAUAAUGAUUUUCUUGGUUAUGAGUUGACAAGCAGGUUUUAUUGUUUUACAGACUUAGAGCAAGAUAAUUUGAAUUUUUUUUUUUCUCUCUUUUCAUUUGGCUUACAUGAAACAGUUAGGAUCAAGCUAUGAUUUUUCAUAUAUGUAAUUUAUAUCUGUAUGAUUAUUAUAUUUGUUUUUCCCUUU
This is a messenger RNA of Penaeus chinensis, 4625 nucleotides long. Its product is annotated as dual specificity mitogen-activated protein kinase kinase hemipterous-like. Gene Ontology annotation, molecular function: ATP binding; protein kinase activity. The record is from RefSeq and is a predicted model, not a curated record. Gene Ontology annotation, biological process: protein phosphorylation. The transcript has 11 exons. Lineage: Eukaryota; Metazoa; Arthropoda; Malacostraca; Decapoda; Penaeidae. The coding region runs from base 29 to 2764 and encodes 911 amino acids.